AUGGUAAGGCCUAUUAACAAAGUGAUGAUUGAUUUUAUUAAUACAUCAUGUUUGUGUGAGAUUUGCAGGAGUAGUAACCAGUUUUCUGGCUUGGUAGUAAGUACUUAACAAUAAUUUAAUGGUCUGUAAAUGCCCCCUAAAAAGGAGAAAGGGUUAUAGUAGAUCGCUGUUACCUCAGUUUGUGUGCCUCUGAAGCCACAGGAAAGCUGAGAUUAGGGUGCAUUCUUUCCUUGAGUAUAAAUAAUAUAUCCGGGCUGUAGUCAAGGGCUUAGGACAGGGGAUCUUGUCUGGACAUUACAAAACUAAUGUGAGUCCCAGAUACUAUAGUAGAAAUGCAGUACACUGGCAGCACAAGAAUUAUCAAACCCCCUUGAGGCUGCUUUCUCUUUUUACUGCCUAGGGUAUUAAUUUUGUAGCUUGUGUUGCAGAUUUAAUCUAACUCUGUUUAGUAAUGCCUGUAAAGCAGCAGUCCCCAGCGAACUCAGUGAAUUGCCAGAAAUGCCUUUCGAAUCUUCCUUCAACCUGUUUGGCAAAUUGACAAUGGCAUUUUAAACGUGCAAAUCAUGGCAUUUACUCAAAUCCUGGUAUGCAGGUGGGGGUCCAGAACAAUGAUUUUGGCACCGUUUCGCCAACGUACUUAAACAGAAGUUUAGUUCCAUCCGUGGGGCAGACUAGCAGCACUGUCAUUAACCCUUUAGGUUCCAAGAAUGACCAACAUCAAUUUUCUCCUAACAACGUCUGCAGACUAUCAAGAGUAAAGGUUAUGAGAAUUACUAAAUUGAUUACCAAAGGGAGAAUGCUUUGAUCUUAAACCAAAUUCUCUCAACUGUUCUUAAAAGAAAUGUAUAGAGAUCAGUCUGGAGAAUUUUUAUGUGCAUAACGGGACUUAAAGGGUUAAGAGGCGACAGCCGAGGAUUUCCCCCAGCUACUAUGAACGUGGCCCUCAGCUACUUUCCCUGCCUACUUGUUGUAUUUACCCAGCAACUUGAAAUCUUAGUGGCAUCCCCGCAUUCCUGUACAUCAUAAAAUUAUUGAAAGUAUUACUAAACAGAUAUUUUUUGCUACCCUUACCUAUUUUGACUUAGUUUAGACAUGUAUGAAUUGUUGUUGCUAACCUGACUGUGUUCAUGACUUUUAUCAACAGUUGUCUGUAAAGAAUUGCUUUAUCAGAGGAUCAGUUGUAAGAUAUGUUCAGCUGCCAGCAGAAGAAGUUGAUACUUCACUACUACAGGAUGCAACAAGAAAAGAGGCAGCUCAAAACAAAGCCUAA
Molecule: messenger RNA, 1270 nt
Organism: Porites lobata
Lineage: Eukaryota; Metazoa; Cnidaria; Anthozoa; Scleractinia; Poritidae
Source: the annotation of a GenBank genome assembly